This is a messenger RNA of Thamnophis elegans (Western terrestrial garter snake), 1320 nucleotides long. RefSeq names its product cell adhesion molecule 2 (gene CADM2). The record is from RefSeq and is a predicted model, not a curated record. Bases 1 to 1320 code for a protein of 439 amino acids. The transcript has 10 exons. Lineage: Eukaryota; Metazoa; Chordata; Lepidosauria; Squamata; Natricidae.
AUGAAACUGUAUGAUUUUCAACUAGGAGAGUCUUCCAAAAAUGAAGGGUGGACUUGUAACCAUAGAUCAGGCAGCCAAGGCCAGUUUCCACUCACACAGAAUGUUACAGUUAUUGAGGGUGAAACAGCAACACUGACUUGUAGAGUUGAUCAAAAUGAUAACACCUCCCUCCAGUGGUCGAAUCCAGCUCAACAAACUUUGUACUUUGAUGACAAGAAAGCCUUGAGGGACAAUAGGAUUGAACUGCUUCGAGCUUCAUGGCAUGAAUUGACCAUUAGAGUCACCGAUGUUUCAUUAUCAGAUGAAGGGCAAUAUACCUGUUCUUUAUUUACUAUGCCUGUCAAGACAUCCAAGGCUUUCCUCACUGUUCUAGGUGUUCCAGAGACUCCUCAAAUUAGUGGAUUUAUUUCACCAAUUAUGGAAGGAGAUUGGAUGGAACUCAGUUGCAAAACAUCUGGUAGUAAGCCAGCUGCAGAUAUUAGAUGGUUCAAAAAUGACAAAGAGGUGAAAGAUGUUAAAUAUUUAAAAGAAGAGGAUGCAAAUCGGAAAACAUUUACCGUUAGCAGCACAAUGAAUUACAGAGCAGAUCGUUCUGAUGAUGGUGCAGUUGUAAGUUGCAGAGUAGAUCAUGAAUCGUUGAACUCCACACCGCAGAUAGCAAUGCAAGUCCUAGAAAUACACUAUAUUCCUUCAGUUAAAAUAAUACCUUCCACACUGUGGCCAGAAGAAGGACUAUCUAUAACUUUGAUUUGUGAAUCCAAAGGAAAGCCAUUACCAGAUCCAGUAUUAUGGACAAAGGAUGGUGGAGAAUUACCAGAUCCAGAAAGAAUGGUUAUCAAUGGUAGGGAGCUACACAUUAAUCCCCUAAAUAGAACGGACAAUGGUACUUACAGAUGCGAAGCAGAAAACUCUAUUGGCCUAAACAGUGCAGAGUAUGUUCUUAUUAUACAUGAUGUUUCCAACAUUUUGCUUCCCACCACUGUCAUCCCCUCCCUUACCACUGCAACAGUCACAGCCACUGUAGCCUUAACAGGCAUAGGCACAGUCACAUCGGCAACAGCCAUCAACACCCGAGAUCCCAAUACUUUGGCUGGAAGAAAUGUACCAGAUCAUGCUGUUAUAGGAGGGAUAGUAGCUGUUGUUGUCUUUGUCACAUUAUGCUCUAUAAUUCUUCUUGGUCGAUAUCUGGCAAGACAUAAAGGAACAUAUUUAACAAAUGAAGCUAAGGGAGCUGAAGAUGCACCUGAUGCGGAUACAGCCAUUAUCAAUGCAGAAGGCAGCCAAGUUAAUGCAGAAGAGAAGAAAGAAUAUUUCAUAUAG